This is a messenger RNA of Bathycoccus prasinos, 906 nucleotides long. RefSeq lists its product with no specific name. The transcript has a single exon. NCBI's taxonomy places the organism in Eukaryota, Viridiplantae, Chlorophyta, Mamiellophyceae, Mamiellales, Bathycoccaceae. The record is from RefSeq and is a predicted model, not a curated record. Bases 1 to 906 code for a protein of 301 amino acids.
AUGACGACGACGACGACGAUUCAGACGAUGAUUUUAACAACAACAACACCGAAAAUAUCGGCGAUGAGAACGAGUCUUUCGAGUGCAGCAGGAGGAAAAGGAAAAGGAGGAAAAGGAGGACAAAAACUUUUUGUCCAUCAUCAUCGACAGAAGUCGUUCGAAGUUCGAGCGACGUCCUCGUCGUCCACGUCCACUUCCUCUUCCUCCUCGAUCUCCUCUUCGUCAAAUACGAUAUUAUCCAACACGCCGAACGGAGUGCUCUUCUCCUCGAACAGCUCGAAGAACCACAACGAUUAUUCCAUCGCUUUAGAUAAACUGAGAGCGUCUGGGUGCGAAGUCUACGACGUCGGGUCGAGGUUUCUCUCCAAAGGCGACCGAGGCGAGGACGUGAAAGCGUUGCAGGCUUUGUUAAUGAGCGAGGGAUUGCUAAGCAAAGACGUCGCACCGACCGGGAUUUUCGACGAAGGCACGAAAACGGCGUUGCAAAGUUGGCAAGUGAGACGGUGUUUACCGAAUCACGGCGCGUUUGGCGAUUUGUGUCGAUUGGCGUAUCUCGACGAAAAGCGGUUGGAAAUGAAGUCGCUGUUGUCGAGCCCUUUGCCGCCGGAUAGAAGGAAAUGGAAAGAGGCGGCGGUAUAUCAGCCACAACCGAUGCCGAAGAGAGCGAAAAGUGGGGGUAUUAUGUCGCUGAAUAGUCCAAUGUCGUGGGUACAAGUGACGAUCGGGGCGCUCGUCGGAGCGACGAUUUUAUCCGCCGCUUUGGUUUUACCAAACAUAGACAUGGACGAAAUCGCGAAUCGCCCGGACGAGUUGACCGACGAAGAAGAGGCGUACGCGAUGAAGAUUUUGAACGGCGUUCCGAAGAAGAAAGUAGAAGAAGAAAAAGGAGAGAAAGAUGACGAAUAA